Molecule: messenger RNA, 2173 nt
Organism: Morus notabilis
Lineage: Eukaryota; Viridiplantae; Streptophyta; Magnoliopsida; Rosales; Moraceae
Product: glucose-6-phosphate 1-dehydrogenase, chloroplastic
Exons: 10
Coding region: 168-1928 (586 amino acids)
Biological process (GO): glucose metabolic process; pentose-phosphate shunt, oxidative branch
Cellular component (GO): chloroplast stroma
Molecular function (GO): NADP binding; glucose-6-phosphate dehydrogenase activity
Source: RefSeq, a predicted model, not a curated record
UUCAUAAACUGUUGCCUGUUCAAGUAUUCAAAAGGUCAAUUAAUAAUCAUGUAGAAUUGUAACACAAGAUACUAGAUAAGUAGAUAUUUCAUGUAGUUAUAUCACAUUACACAGAUAUUUAUCUCAAUGAACUCUGAGUUUCAUUCAGAUCACCAAACAAAAUCUGCAUGGCUUCACAAUUGGGUUCUUGUUCUGCAUCUACUUCUUUGCGCAAAAAUGAGACGACCCUAUUCAGCAAAUUCAUCAUUUUCCCAAGAAACAAACAUUUUUCCUUUUCCUCGGUUUCUCAGAUUGGUACAAGAAAACAUGGAAGGAAGCACUUUGAGCUCAAAUCCUCAAAUGGGCAUCCACUAAAUGCUGUUUCUUCCCAUGAUGGUUUGGCUGCAAAUCCUCUGGCCAAUGAUCAUAUCCAGUGGAAAGAGGAACUCUUUUCCUUUUCGGAACCGGAAAAUGGAGAGUCUACUCUAAGUAUAACUGUUGUUGGAGCUUCUGGGGACCUUGCCAAGAAGAAGAUUUUUCCAGCCCUUUUUGCCCUUUAUUAUGAAGAUUUUCUACCCAAGAAUUUUAUAGUGUUUGGCUAUGCUCGGACUAAAAUGAGUGAUGAGGAACUUAGGAACAUGGUUAGCAGAACUUUGACGUGCAGAAUUGAUAAAAGGGAGAAUUGUGAGGACAAAAUGGAUCAGUUCUUGAAAAGAUGUUUUUAUCAUUCUGGUCAGUAUAACUCGGAGGAUCAUUUUGGAGAAUUAGACGAAAAGCUAAAAGAAAAGGAGGCUGGAAAGCUAGCACACAGGCUGUUUUACCUAUCCAUACCUCCAAACAUAUUUGUGGAUGUGGUGAAAUGUGCUAGUCUCAAAGCUUCUUCGGAAAAUGGGUGGACUAGAGUCAUUGUUGAAAAACCAUUUGGUCGUGACUCAGAAUCAUCCGGUGAGCUAACCAGAUCCUUGAAGCAAUAUCUUGCUGAAGACCAGAUAUUCAGGAUUGAUCAUUACUUGGGCAAGGAGCUCGUUGAAAAUCUAUCAGUACUUCGCUUCUCAAAUCUCAUUUUUGAGCCUCUCUGGUCCCGAAACUAUAUUCGCAAUGUGCAACUAAUAUUUUCGGAAGAUUUUGGGACAGAGGGACGUGGAGGAUAUUUUGACAGCUACGGCAUUAUACGCGAUAUAAUGCAAAACCACCUUCUACAAAUUCUAGCGUUGUUUGCAAUGGAAACACCCGUCAGCUUAGAUGCUGAGGAUGUUAGGAAUGAAAAGGUAAAAGUUCUAAGAUCAAUGAGACCAUUGCAACUUGAAGAUGUCGUUGUUGGUCAAUACAAGGGCCACAACAAGGGUGGGAAAUCAUAUUCCGCUUACCUCGAUGAUCCAACUGUUCCACAUGGCAGUCUCACACCGACGUUUGCAGCUGCGGCUCUCUUCAUUGACAAUGCCAGAUGGGAUGGAGUUCCAUUCCUGAUGAAGGCUGGCAAGGCUCUCCAUACCAGAAGAGCAGAGAUUAGAGUCCAGUUCAGACAUGUUCCAGGUAACUUGUACAAGAAGAAUUUUGGUACUGAUUUAGACAAGGCUACAAAUGAACUCGUGCUUCGUGUGCAACCUGAUGAAGCUAUUUAUUUGAAGAUCAAUAACAAAGUGCCUGGUCUUGGAAUGAGAUUAGACCGCAGUGACCUAAAUUUGCUCUACCGAGCGAGGUAUCCGAGAGAAAUACCAGAUGCAUAUGAGAGACUACUCUUGGAUGCAAUUGAAGGUGAACGAAGGCUGUUCAUCAGAAGCGACGAACUAGAUGCUGCUUGGGCAUUAUUCACGCCGCUGUUGAAGGAACUCGAGGACAAGAUGAUAGCUCCUGAGCUCUACCCCUAUGGUAGUCGAGGUCCGGUGGGAGCACAUUACCUUGCUGCAAAAUAUAAUGUGAGAUGGGGAGAUCUCAGUAGUGAUGACUAAUGAGCCGUGUACGUCCAUUGUUGCAUCCUCAUUCGAAGUUUUUAUUAGUUAUCACUCCCAAUUUCGGGUGCUGAUUCUUUCCAAAAUGUGUGGUGAAUAGCAGUUUGUGUUACGUCUCAUGAUCAUGAGCCAAGAAUUGUGUGUAUAAUGGAUUAGAUGGAGUUGAAAAUGUCAAAGUAAGCUGUAUAAUGUCAACAAUAAUAUUAGACAUGAAUGAAUGAAAUGAGAAUGAAGUAAAGUUUAGG